AUGGAAAUUCUGAUUGGAUUAUACACCCUGGGGAGCAUAAUGUCCAUCAUCCUGCUUAUUCUUCUGAUCAGCAUGUUGCAUUCUUCAAUUAAAAGCUACAUACAUAAAUGGAGGGAGAUGAUGCCAAUUCCAGGAAUGGAAGGCGCCUUCCCAUUCAUUGGUAAUGCUUUGCAGUUCAAAGCCAAUGCAGGAGAUUUUUUCAACCAGAUUAUUGAGGGGACUAAUGAAAACAGACACAGGCCUCUUGUGAAGGUUUGGGUGGGACCCAUCCCCUUCCUUGUUUUAUUUCAUGCAGAGACAAUUGAGGCUGUCCUUAACAAUUCUAAGCACCUAGAUAAAUCCUAUCCCUACAGAUUUCUGCAUCCUUGGCUUGGCACGGGUUUACUCACCAGUACAGGAGAAAAGUGGCACAGGAGACGCAAAAUGCUGACCCCAACAUUUCACUUCUCUAUCCUCACUGACUUCCUGGAGGUGAUGAAUGAACAGAGUCAUAUUUUGAUCCAGAAGUUGCUUAAACAUGUCGGUGGAGAACAAUUUAACUGCUUCAGCUACAUUACACUCUGUGCAUUGGACAUUAUAUGUGAAACAGCAAUGGGCAAAAGAAUCUAUGCACAGAGUAAUGCUGACUCAGAAUAUAUCCAGACUGUGUAUAAGAUGAGUGACAUCAUUACUCGGAGACAGAGAGCACCGUGGUGGUGGCCUGACUGGAUUUAUAAUGUGUUCGGGGAGGGUAAAGAGCAUGCAGAGAGACUCAGGAUUUUACACUCCUUCACUGCAGGUGUGAUCAAAGAGAGAGCUGUGUAUGCGAGUGAAGAAUCUGACAGUGAGUCAGACCAAGGCCUGAGAAAGAGAAGGGCCUUCUUGGACAUGCUGUUAAAAACCACAGAUGAUACUGGUGCUGUGCUGAGCCAUGAGGACAUUCAGGAAGAAGUGGACACCUUCAUGUUUGAGGGGCAUGACACCACAGCAGCUUCCAUGAACUGGGCCUUACAUCUGAUCGGCUCUCAUCCAGAAGUCCAAAAGAAAGUACAGGCAGAGCUACAGGAGGUGUUUGGUUCAUCACAGCGCCAUGUGGGAACGGAAGACCUAAAAAGGUUGCGAUACCUGGAAUGUGUCAUCAAGGAGAGUCUGCGACUGUUCCCUGCAGUGCCUCUGUUUGCACGCAGCAUCUGCGAGGACUGCCAUAUAAAUGGUUUCAAAGUUCCAGAAGGUGUAAAUGCUGUGAUCAUCCCAUAUGCUCUCCAUCGUGAUCCUCGUUUCUUUCCGGAGCCUGAGGAGUUUAGACCAGAGCGCUUCCUUCCAGAGAACAGCAAAGGAAGACACCCAUAUGCAUACAUCCCAUUCUCUGCCGGUGCUCGGAACUGCAUUGGACAACGCUUUGCUAUGAUGGAAGAGAAGGUAGUUCUUGCAACUGUAUUACGUCACUUUAAUGUGCAAGCAUGUCAGAGUCGUGAAGAGCUGAGACCCCUCGGGGAGCUCAUCCUUCGUCCAGAGAAGGGCAUCUGGAUCCGACUAGACAAGAGGGCCAACUGA
Neoarius graeffei (lesser salmon catfish) is the source of this 1533-nucleotide messenger RNA. RefSeq names its product cytochrome P450 4V2. Gene Ontology annotation, molecular function: monooxygenase activity; iron ion binding; heme binding. The transcript is spliced from 11 exons. Bases 1 to 1533 code for a protein of 510 amino acids. The record is from RefSeq and is a predicted model, not a curated record. Lineage: Eukaryota; Metazoa; Chordata; Actinopteri; Siluriformes; Ariidae.